GCUGAUAGUAUCAUAACAAAAUAGUAAUUAUAGUGAUUACGUAUUUUUUGUUUCGCUUACAUUUCCCUCGAUACUUUUAAAACCUCGAAAGUUCAGUGUUGAAUUAUAUUGCAUGUGCAUAAUCAUGAUUAUCAAGCACAAGUUAGGCCUCCUACUGGCCAUUUUCUUCGUUUCGCUGCUUUGGUUGUGCGCAUUAGUAUAUUUUUCCCCGCUGCCCGCCGAAACAAUAUCCCGAUUUCCCUCCACCUUAGAUGAGAUUCGAGCCACAGCGAACACGUUGCAAGAGUUCCGGGACGAUCACUUUGGGUAUGUGAUCCUUCUCUUCGCGUCGGCGUACCUUUUCAAGCAAAGCUUUGCCAUUCCCGGCUCCGUCCUCAUGAACGUCUUGGGUGGAGCCGUGCUCGGAUUAUCAAGAGGAUUUGCUCUUUGCUCCCUCUUGACUGCCAUAGGAGCCUCAAUUUGCUAUUGCCUGGCCAGGAUCGGAGGUCCAGCUGUGGCUCAAGAAUAUUUUCCCAUGAGAUUUUCCAAUUUCAAGCAACGAUUGGCUCAAGAGAAGCAUAACUUGGCGUAUUACCUACUUUUUCUGAGAUUGUUUCCGGUGUCGCCCAAUUGGGCUAUUAAUAUGGCUUGUGGGGCCUUGGCGAUCCCCUUGCCGAUAUUUUUCGUUACGGCUCUGGUGGGGUUGAUGCCCUACAAUUAUAUUUGUGUCCAUGCGGGUGCCAUUAUCACGGAGAUCGAGUCCAUGAAUGACGUGUAUAAAACAUCCACACUAAUUCAGCUGACGGCCGUGUCCGUGGUGGCGCUGCUACCCAUCAUGCUUAGGAGGCGAUUCAUGGCCAAGCGAUAGUUUUAUUCCUCUGCAUUAGCCACACACACCCCUCCCCCCCUGUGCAUCUUUCUCAUUGUGAUAAAAAAGGUCUGUUGUUUUGAUUAUAAACGAAGCUGUUCAUUAUUUAUUUCUCAGUUAAAAUAAUAACAACGCGAACAGCCCAAA
Molecule: messenger RNA, 994 nt
Organism: Tigriopus californicus
Lineage: Eukaryota; Metazoa; Arthropoda; Copepoda; Harpacticoida; Harpacticidae
Product: transmembrane protein 41A-B-like
Exons: 1
Coding region: 113-847 (244 amino acids)
Source: RefSeq, a predicted model, not a curated record